UUCCCGAAAAGGAUGGCUGCAAGCCAAUAAGUUGCACGCAUUUAUUCUUUGCUUUCAUGGAACAUCCAAUCAGAUGCUUUGUUUGUAGAUAAAAAUAGCUCUUGUUGUUGGAGCUUAGGGAAAGCCUACUUUAAAAGCAAACAUGGUAAAAUAAAGACACUGACAUCAGAGUUGAUCUAGAAAGAUACACAAGAUUCUCAUUUAAACCAAUCAGCAUUGACAAUAUUUAUUUUGCAAAAGACGAUGGUUCUCACAAAUUUAAAUCAAAACUUUGGUAGAAAAGUGGUGUACGUUUUGGACUGUAAAGUCUGCGGAGAAACAUUGAGUCGACGAGGUAUGCUAGCCGUGCUAGUGGCUGAUGGGAAGACAGAGCUUUUUUCAACGGAUAAGUUUGACAGGAAUGCUGUAGGUCUAGUACCUGAAGUCUAUACAGCCAAUAGCUGCAAGUGUAAAGUACAAAGUAUUGCCUGUUUAUGUUGUGGUCAGGUAGUUGGCUAUGAUGUGCUCCUGCCAUGUAUGAAGUGCCUUUCUUCUGUCAACAACGGUCAUCACAGUAUGUUCCACAGUAGUCUUGUUUCAUAUUGUUACAGAUUAGACGAAGAAGCCAACAAUUAUCUACUUUGGAAAGAUUUAAAGUCGCCUAAAGAAGACGGCCAGAUGCUGAUAGAGUGCCUUCGAUAACAAGCAUAAACCAAUGGAACACAGUUAUGUAUGUGUGUGUAUGUACAAAGCAAGUGAUCUUAUAAAAGUGAUUAUUUAAGGUGUAUCAAUGUGGCUACCACUAUAUCAUAAUAAAUUGUCUUGAUUUAAAAGUGUUGGUAAGAAUGUUGUGCUGUUUUUUUUAUCCUUAGUUUGGUUCAUUGAACAUGUAAAAUAAAGUGUAAUUAAAUUUGUUCAUUUCAGCCAAGAAACUUGA
This is a messenger RNA of Biomphalaria glabrata, 916 nucleotides long. Its product is annotated as protein FAM72A-like. Gene Ontology annotation, cellular component: cytosol. The coding region runs from base 244 to 681 and encodes 145 amino acids. NCBI's taxonomy places the organism in Eukaryota, Metazoa, Mollusca, Gastropoda, Planorbidae. The transcript is spliced from 5 exons. The record is from RefSeq and is a predicted model, not a curated record.